UCAGAGUGCAGAGAGAAGAGCGAGCUGGGCAGAGCGAGACAAAUUUGAAGGGGAGGGCAGGCGCGAGUUCAGCAGCCCCCGGGGCUCUCCUCUCCCACCGCCUAUCCCUUUCCUCUCUUCUCCUCCAGCUUCUCUCUCUGCCCCUAACCUUCUUCCGAAAACCCUCUCUUUAGCCAAAGGAAGGAGGUAAGGGGAACCCCUUCCCCUCCCCCCUCAAAAAAAAAAAAAAAAGAGAAACUUUUCCAGUCCGGAGAGAGCAGGGGAACGAGUGCGCGCCCGGCUCGCCAUGGAGCUGCUGUGCUGCGAGGUGGACCCGGUCCGCAGGGCCGUGCCGGACCCCAACCUGCUCUACGACGACCGCAUUUUGCAGAACUUGCUCACCAUCGAGGAGCGCUACCUUCCUCAGUGCUCCUACUUCAAAUGCGUGCAGAAGGACAUCCAGCCCUACAUGCGGAGGAUGGUGGCCACCUGGAUGCUGGAGGUCUGUGAAGAACAGAAGUGUGAAGAAGAGGUCUUCCCUUUGGCCAUGAAUUACCUGGACCGUUUCUUGGCUGGGGUCCCGACCCCUAAGUCCCAUCUGCAACUCCUGGGUGCUGUCUGCAUGUUCCUGGCCUCCAAGCUCAAAGAGACCAUCCCUCUGACGGCAGAGAAACUGUGCAUUUAUACCGACAACUCCAUCAAGCCUCAGGAACUGCUGGAGUGGGAGCUGGUGGUGCUGGGCAAGUUGAAGUGGAACCUGGCAGCCGUCACCCCUCACGACUUCAUCGAGCACAUCCUUCGCAAGCUGCCCCAGCCGAGGGAGAAGCUGUCGCUGAUCCGCAAGCACGCACAGACCUUCAUUGCUCUGUGCGCCACUGACUUUAAGUUUGCCAUGUACCCGCCAUCAAUGAUCGCAACUGGAAGCGUGGGAGCAGCCAUCUGUGGGCUCCAGCAGGAUGAGGACGUGAGCUCGCUCACUGGCGAUGCCCUGACGGAUCUGCUGGCCAAGAUCACAAACACGGACGUGUAAGAAGAGUCAAAGAUCAAGAGCUGGCUAUAGUGAUGAUUUACAUUGAAAUUAAAAUGAGCCCAAAGAAAGAAGAGAGUAUGUGUUUUGUAUGAAAUCUAUGACAUCUUUAUUUUGUUCAGAAGAGCCUGUGCAUGUAUUCUUGGCUGGAGCUUACGUAAAUGUGACUCUUGAUGUGCGUGUUGUCAUGAUGUCCCUUGGCUCUGAAAGUCCAGUAGGAGUGACUGCCAAAUGUCUCUGCUGUCCCUGCAGGAUUUUCUCAGAAUGUUCCUCUAAGGUCUGCUAGAAGGGAAGGCUGAAUACCAAGAAAAGUAGGAACAUUGGUGACCCAGAAGGGAAGAAGACUCUUUAUAUGGCCUGAAAUCAACUUAUUUUGUGUUCUGGAACCUGGUCUUCCCAUUUCAAGGACCAUCUAUCUCAGGGAUGCUGGUGUGGUCACGCUGUUGAGGUAGAGGGUAUGCCGACCCAGAUUACCUCUCUGUGGGGCCAGAAUAGAGCCUCCAAGGAAGGAAAGCCACUCAGGAAUGGCUGGAAGGCCUUUGGAUAGGUUUCUUGUUGGGGAGUGAGGUCAUACAUGAAAACUUCACAUCAGAAAGUACUCACCAAGUGGCUAUACCAUGUGAAGCCCUCUUUAAAGAUACUUCAUUGUGAAUACCUAACAGACAUUUCUUUUUUAAUUUAAUGUUUCAGAGCUAUCUUCUGUCCACAUACCCCACCCCACCCCUACACACACACAUAUACACACAAGGUCCCUCAGUCAGCUGAGAGUCCUGCCAUCUUCUUUAAAUAACAAAAGCUCUUCAUGCCUCGAGCUUUGGGUAGGGUUUGUCUUCCAUGAAGGCAGGGAUACAGUUACUACCUCUGUGGUAUGGAGGGGUUCUGACUUGUUCCCUGUUUUUCCCAGUGUGGGGGGAUUAAAACAUACCCUUCAACCAUUCCUGAAACACCUCUCCAGUGGAGGGGUAUCACUCAUUAACUUCUUGGGUUCAAUUGAGUAUUCUCUGCAAGAAAAGAGACAAAGAAGAAAAUAGUAUUAAAUUAUCUGGCCCAGCGUUCCACCCAUUGAGUUUGUGCAGGGGGUGAGGGAGUAAGCAUGAGAAGGAGAAGGGACUGAGCAUGCUGCUGUUCAGAGCCUCGGUUUCUGCUCACUUCUCAGGCUGUGGGUAUCUCCCCACACCAUGGUGAGUCUAGUGUUUACCGAUACGUGUUGUUUCUGCAACAUGGCCCCUAAGAGCAAACUAAUGCCUUCCUAUGGUGUGCAAACAGAGGCAGAGAUGUCCGUUCCAGCUUUGGAAUGCAGACUGACAGUGUCACGCGGUCUCACUGUCUCUGAGGUAGGACCUUCCUAAGGGACAUUCAAGAGAAGCUUGGACUGUCGUCAUUUUUUUGCCUGAUACAUUAACCGCCAUAUUAGCUUUGCCUCUAUUUAAGAUUAAUUUAGAUGAGAAAGCUUGAAGGUUUUCAGAUAUCCUCUACUGAAGUGCAAGUGCCCUUAGAGACGUGAUGCCCUUGCCCUUUACCACCACCUAGCACCUUCAACAAGCUUGUCAGCACUGCCCUGCAGGAGGGGCCUGGAGGAGGGACGUGGGGAAGAGCCGAACAGGGACACAGGUGAGACCUGUCAGAUUUCUAAUCACUGGCUGGGAGCAUCUGAGUAGAGAAGGUGACCAGGAAAUGUCGCAGAAGAGUUUGAGAGAUGCUAGUACGUUCUUGGUUGUAGUCCCUGAAUCUUAUCUCAGCUUUGUUCAGGGUUUGCGGGGAGACCUCCGCUGCUGGAUCUUGUCUAUCUUGUUCCAUGCUACAUCCCCAGUGCCUGGCACACAGUACACCUUUAACAAAUCUCGAAUAAAUGCUAACCGGUACCUUACUUUACCAGUAGCAGUUGCCAUGUCUCAUGGCGACCCCAUGUGUGUCAGAGUAGAACUGUGCUCCAUAGGGUUUUCAAUGGCUGAUUUUUGGAAGUAGAUCUCCUGGCCUUUCUUCUGAGGCACCUCUGGGUAGACUCAA
Molecule: messenger RNA, 3013 nt
Organism: Trichechus manatus latirostris (Florida manatee)
Lineage: Eukaryota; Metazoa; Chordata; Mammalia; Sirenia; Trichechidae
Gene: CCND2
Product: cyclin D2
Exons: 5
Coding region: 287-1009 (240 amino acids)
Biological process (GO): regulation of cyclin-dependent protein serine/threonine kinase activity; mitotic cell cycle phase transition
Cellular component (GO): cytoplasm; cyclin-dependent protein kinase holoenzyme complex; nucleus
Molecular function (GO): cyclin-dependent protein serine/threonine kinase regulator activity
Source: RefSeq, a predicted model, not a curated record